UUUUCAAUGAAAUCGUAAAAGUCGGAGACACUGCACGGUCCGUAUGUAGAAGUUCUUUGGCUCUAAAUUACACUGCAUUUGGUGUAUUUCGUGCUGCCUAGGGCUCAAUUCUAGAUCCACACACACAGCCGAGCCAAACAGCAGUCAGUGCACACUGGUGUGUAGAGGAGGGCGAAACUAAUCGUGCGUGUGCGAGAGCGAGCUGGAUAGCUUACGGGUGGUAUACCAAGCGAGAAAGAAGUGUGCGUGUGUGUGUGCAUAAUAGAGAAAAGGAGGGAGAGAGAGAGCAAGAGCACAACGUCGAACGACGGGCGUUGUACUUCAUCGUCGUCAUUGUCAUUAUCGUCAUCAUUGUCAUCAUCGGUCAUCGAGCAACCCGAUCGCAGUCAUCGCAGGCUGGUGUGGUGGCUGGCGAAAAUUGCAAAGAAUAAAGGAGGAGAGAGAACAUAGUGCUAGCAACAAUCUUCUUCAUUCCCGUGUCAGCCAACGGCGAGCAGCAAAUCAAGUGAGCAUCGUUUGACUCAGCCGUGUGUUUUGUGUUUGUGUGUGUGUGGUAGCUGCAAGUGUGCAAACUACAGUGACGUGAGUGAGCCCUGCUCACGGAGUGCACGGGAGAAGUGUGGAAGAAGCGAGACCGGCAGGAGUUGUGCAAGUGUCAUUAAAACGGUGAUACACAUUAAGUACAAACAAAAAUCCCCGAAUCGAAACGAGUCGUCUUUUCACGCCAAAGAGUCAUUUUGGCAAUAGGAAGCGGCAGUGGUGUGUUGUAGUGAACGAAAUUUUCCAUACUGCGCGUGUGGUGCUAACUAAACUAGACGGCCAAAGAGUGCCAAACUCAUCUACAUCAUCACCGACAUCUCAUCGUCAUCAUCUGUUACCUGGCCGAGGCACUGGGGAGUUGGUUGCUACAGCCACGCCGCGGUGUGCUUUGUUGAGGAAACAUUUUGUCUCCGCGCUUUCCUCCGUGUGUCGUCGUCACCGUGCGUGCUCCUGCUAAAAAUCGAAGCCGCGAACCCCCUUCACCACCACCACCACCAAUCCGGUCGGCACGAUGACGGAGUACAAACUAGUGGUAGUAGGCGCUGGAGGUGUCGGCAAGUCGGCACUGACCAUACAGCUUAUUCAGAACCAUUUCGUAGAUGAGUACGAUCCGACAAUUGAAGAUUCCUACCGGAAGCAAGUAGUUAUAGAUGGCGAAACGUGUUUGCUGGACAUUCUGGACACAGCCGGUCAGGAGGAGUAUUCCGCGAUGCGUGAUCAGUAUAUGCGAACGGGUGAAGGAUUUCUGCUAGUAUUUGCUGUUAACAGUGCCAAAAGUUUCGAAGAUAUAGGAACCUACCGAGAACAGAUUAAGCGCGUUAAAGACGCAGAAGAGGUGCCGAUGGUGUUAGUUGGCAACAAGUGCGACCUGCAAGCGUGGGCAGUGGAUAUGAACCAGGCCAGAGAUGUGGCGAAACAGUACGGUGUCCCGUUUGUAGAAACCUCCGCCAAAACACGGAUGGGCGUCGACGACGCGUUCUACACGCUAGUGCGCGAAAUCCGCAAAGACAAAGAGAGGGGGAAGAAGAAUCGAAAGCACCACAAACUGGUCUCCAGCAGACGAUUCAAGUGCCAGCUGCUAUAAGAGGCCGCUUGAAAAAAGGGAUCACCGUACGUUACCACCCUCUCUCCCCUUUUCUGCCGCCGCAAGCAAGCAAGCAAGCCAGCAGCAGCAGCAGCAGCAGAAGUAAUACAGUAUGUCCGCGCCUCGUUUUCUAUUAUUCGACUUAUUCAAUUCGAUACGUGUGUAAGAGAUGGCCGUAGCAAAACAAAGGAAGCAGAGUAGUAGCAGUAUCAGAAUACGGCCAGUCGCCUAUUGAGCCUGGAGGAUGUGUGCUGCGUUUCUCCCGUGCAUCAUCAACCCUGUGCUGCAGGACCCCACACUAUUUCGCUUUGGUCGUCAGGGCACAGGGUACAGCGCGAAAUGCUUCAUUCGAGCAGGGCAGAGUUGGAAGUUUCACACGCACACACACAUCUUUUAAAACGCCGCCAAUCGCCAACCGCGUUUCGCAGUAGCUAGAUAACAACAUUCGGCCAAACCAACUCGACGUGCGACGAGGUGGUCGCAGGGGGAGCGUUAAAGGGAGAGAGGUUCACCCCCCCCGGGGACAGGUGCUUCCAGUGGGUGGGGAGGGGGGGGGAUUCGUGGAGCGUUCGUUCGUAACAUUUAGCCAUUUUACCGUGAUUGAUACGCACAAAGCAGAUAGUUCCGUGGUUACAAAUUUAGCAGCAAGAGUUUCAUUUGUCACAUAAUGUGUGGGGUCGCAUUAGGGAGGGGCAGUGCAAUGCACAUGUUUUUGGGUAGGGGGGGAGGGUGGGGGAAGGGGUAUACACUUUGAAGCGGAAAUCAUACAAGAGUCGCAUCCAGCUGUGCGCGCUUUAGAACUUUCUCCUCUCUCUCCCUCUCUCCAGCCCCCCCCCCCCCCGCCCUGCUAUUUCUCUCUGGCAAACAUCCUUUGCCGGCAGUUACGAUAACACUUAUGUUACAAAACGAAGAAGAAGAAGAAGAAAAAUCAUAACAAAUAAGAAGAAACAAGCUGGCGAUAUGUAUAGGCAAUGUUUAUAUCUAAUCUUUGUACCCAGAAACACGGGAGCUAACGUUUCUUCACUUGUCUGCCUGUAAAGAGAGCCAAACAUAAGGAAGGGGUGGUGUAACAUUAAUUACGACCAUUUAGGUAAUCUUAGAUAUCUCUUUUGCUCUUAAACUCAUGUGUCUACUAUCCGAGGAACGAACGCGUGUAAUGAAGUACGAAAGUAUGCACGAAAUUGCGAAAUAAUCCAAAUGCUUUUUUUCUCUGGAUGAUGAUGAUGAUGAAGAUGUUGUUUGUUGUUCCUUUACACGAAAUCAUCCGGACGGUGGUAGUAUAGGCCAAUGGUGUGUGCGUACGCGCGCAAGUGUGUGUGUGUGUGUAUGUGGUUUGGUUAACCUAAUGCAAGGACGAUGCAUUUCACAAGCAAACAUACAUAGAAGAAGCAAAAACAAUUACGACUCACUGUCCGGAGGACGAAAACGAACAGCUACGGUAAAACAUUCACACAUUCACUUUAACACACGCACCCCGUGUAGGGGUGGUACCAUUGACCGGGAUACGGUAAGGGCGACCGGGGCGGGGUGUGCAGGCUGACGUUGUGUCCGGGUUGUGCAAAAUGCACGGAUGCGUUUGAAUAGACUAGUAAGAUUUCUAAAAGAAAACCCCGCCAGGACAGUGCUCCGACGUGUGUUAGAUAAAGAGAAUUGAGAUGGGAAGCAAACGGCAUACAUAUACCCACACUUACAGACACGCAAUCCAUAAAUAAUCCGAUAUUUUAGGUUUUACUAUUAAUCGAACCAUGAACGCGAAAAGAAGAAGAAGAAAAAAAGUAUGACAGUAAACAAAACAAACUCAACAAAUUGACCUUAAUUACAUCAUUUCCUUUUAGUACGUUGGCUGACACUAAUAACUUCGCUCCCAGCAGCAAGAAGGUUCGCUCUAUUCGCUUCUCGUAUGAUGCAGACUCGUUGGUAUCGGUUCCGGACGUGGAUAGCACAAUAGCUUUACUAUAACUAUUACAUGCGAGGGGGAGAACUCUCAACAGAUGGGAUGGGGCGGGAUAGUUGUUUUUGGCCAUAGGGGUACGAUGUAGCAAAACUGACGUAGUAUUAUUGCUUGUGUUUCAGUUGUAGUUGUGUUUCGAAUCGUUCGUUUCACACUAUCACAAUUGUGUUCAAACAGUGCCCGUGGGCGGCGGCGGCAUGGUACUUGCGAAAAACAUGACCAAACCGAACACACGUCUUUUACCGCCACUCGCACUCGCACUGUCGGUUCAAAAGCAAUCCCCCCAUCUUUAGCUACACAUUCAAAAGUUAUAGUAUGUCAAUUUGUACAAAACACAUCUGGUUAAUUGUACCCGCUGCUACCCACCCACCCACACUCGAGGCGGGAACUCGGGACCUUUUUGGUAUGGUUGAUUUUGUUCGUCGUGAUCGUUUAGGACUGCCCAUUUUGCACUCAGUUACUCCAGUUGGUAUGAAGGAAUGUUUUGGGAGGAGGGGGGGAUAACAAUGUGUACCACAAGCAUUAACCGCGAAGGUAGAGGGAAAGAAUCUACUGUAAGUAGAUGCUAAACACUCAGGCCACAUUGGGGCCCCAUGUGCACGACACAUGCCAGGUGCGUUCCAAUGCUAUAGGAAUAUUAUGUGCAAAAAUUCAACUAACGGCAACAAAGGUAACGUGUACUCAUGGACGGACGUGGACGGAACAUAAGCUGGGAGGAAUAUGGGCGUGUGCCGGUACUUUGCCAGAGAGAUUCUGUCCAGGUGUGUGUGUGUGUAUGUGUGUGAAGCCUCUGCAGAAAUCUUUCAGGGUUAAUCAUAAUAUUGAGAUAUAUAUAUAUAAAAAUAUGUGAACGUUUUGCAAUCUUCUGAAAUUGUGUAUCUAAUCCGCAUACCACCAAAAUGGCAAACGCAAACCACACAAACGAAUUAUAUACUAAACACAUACCGCAAACCUGGGCUGAGAUGGCGAAGAGAUGGCGUGAGAGAGAGGGAGAGAGAGAGAGAGAGAGAGAGAGAGAGAGAGAGAGAGAGGCAGAGAGGAUAGAUUAAAUUUGUAAAA
Anopheles merus is the source of this 4634-nucleotide messenger RNA. It is a transcript of the gene Ras85D, whose product is annotated as GTPase HRas. Lineage: Eukaryota; Metazoa; Arthropoda; Insecta; Diptera; Culicidae. Gene Ontology annotation, biological process: Ras protein signal transduction; epidermal growth factor receptor signaling pathway. Gene Ontology annotation, molecular function: GDP binding; GTPase activity; GTP binding. The record is from RefSeq and is a predicted model, not a curated record. Bases 1052 to 1624 code for a protein of 190 amino acids. The transcript has 5 exons. Gene Ontology annotation, cellular component: plasma membrane.